CCGGAAAACGGAAGCUUUCCACGCCUGUCGCUCCCGCCAUGUGAGAGAAACAUCGGAAAAGUCGAAAAUGUCAGCGACGGAAGUCAAAGAUCCCCCUUCAAGGAACCGCUUCACGAAACUCCCGAUCCAUCAGCUGAACCCGAGUUAUACAGUGCGAGUCAUUUGUUGCGUGUUCUUCAUUUUCCUCACAGAAAUUUUCUUGGCGCACUACAUAUACAGGUUGAUCAAUUCCGAGGUUCGUGAAGACUACGUCGCCAAAACUGGCUUCAAGCAGCUGUUCUUGAACGAAAUCAGGAGCGACAAUUUCCGCGAUGAAAUAAAGAAACUUAUCAAGGAGUUUGAAGGUGCCAAAUCGAAUCACUCGAGAGAGAAACGAAGUGUAAAACACGGUAUAGAGUAUAAUUUUCUGAGCGCUGAGGCCGAAGAACCGCAAGUGGAGUUUUUCAAUCCAAAGAUUAGGGGCAAUUUGGAGGAGAAGGACGAGGAGAUUAUAAGGAAGACCGGGAGUAAAGGAGCUGCUCCAGGUGGGGACUCAUGGAUUUGGGUGACCAGUUCUAGUAGGAUACCGGAAAAAGCCUUAGAGGGUUACUGCCAGAAGGUCCAAGAAUUCUGCCCCAAAGUGCCUGGACCACAAGGCCCACCAGGACCAAAGGGUGAAACAGGCCAUAUAGGAAUGAGGGGUUUUCCAGGCAUUCCUGGGGAUAUGGGAAAUAGAGGUUUUCCUGGACAUACAGGCCCUGUUGGUCCAAAAGGAGUACCUGGUUCAAAGGGUCAGAAGGGAGAUAAAGGCAUGCGAGGAACACCUGGCUUACAAGGGAAAAAAGGAGAACAAGGGCGUCCAGGAUUGGAUGGACGUGAUGGUCUUCCUGGAGAGCCCGGUUUGUAUGGUCGGCCAGGCAGAAAUGGAUAUGAUGGUGCUGCUGGAAAAGAUGGCAUACCUGGAAAAGAUGGAAGAGAUGGUAUAAAUGGGUUGAAAGGAGAACGUGGUCCUGCCGGCCCCAUUGGCCCACCCGGUCAAAGGGGUCUUACUGGUCCGCGAGGUCGUCCAGGAAAACCCGGAACGCACGGAACUCCAGGAAUCCCUGGAAUCACAGCAUGGAAAGUUUCCGAGAAAAAUACUACGAAAUAUCUCAUUCCACCUUCAAUUGCAGGAGCUCACUCUGGUCCUAUGGGUCCGAUUGUCGUCCACGAGGGUGAACAUGUUCGUCUCCAUUGUUCGGCCACAGGUGUCCCUACCCCCCGAAUAACAUGGCAGAGACUCGACAACCGCCCCAUCAAUAGAGGAGCUUGGCAAGAUGUUCAAGCGUCUGGACCUACGCUUAACCUCACACAAAUAAAUCGGGAUCAUAUGGGAACCUACAUGUGUAUAGCUGAUAAUGGUGUACCUCCGCAGGCGAAUCAAACUUUCCUCGUGGAAAUUCACUUUCCUCCCCUCAUCCGCAUUUCUAACCAGAUGCUGGGGGUUGCGAAUGGAUCAACAGCUAUUUUAGAAUGCGAGACUGAGGCUUUUCCUGAACCCUUGCGAUACUGGGAGCGUUCAGACGGCCGCCUUCUGGAAAACGGCGACAAAUACAGGAUGGACAACUCCCUCGACAGGAACGGCUAUAGGUCUCGGAUGCAACUGAACAUAACGAGGAUAAAUCCUACCGAUCUGAGCUAUAAAUACUACUGCAUAAGCAAGAACGAGCUGCAAACCACCCGAGGAGAGUUUCAGAUGAAUGAAAUCGACCCAAGAAUGCCUCUACCCCCAAGAAUAACCACAGAACGUGGCAAGGAGACUAUUUUCGGCGUUCUACCUCCGGAUAAGGUCUCCCUCGAGGAUCUUUGCGGGCCCCCUAUUCAAUGCCCUGAGUGCGACAUCAGGGAACCCAUUAAAUGCAGCACCCCCAGCGGAGUGUCUCUCAUUGACCUCCUCAGUAGGUGGGAGGUGAGACCAUUCCAAGAUAAUAUCACGUACAGCGGGUUCACGAACAGGUCAAAAGAUUGCGUUCUUUACGCUGUUGGAAAACCUGUGUACCAUCGUUACACCGAACAUGUCUACGGUUGCUGGAUGAGGGAUUCAAAUCCGCCCAAUGAAAAGGAGGAACAGAAGUAUUGGGUGACGAAAGAAAGCGAACCCACUAUUUUAUAUGAAUAUGAUAAUAAGACGAUGUACAGGAGAGAUAUACCAACCAAGGAAUACAACUUAGAUCAUCCAUUCGGUGGAAACACCCACGUAAUUUAUAAUGGUUCCUUUUUCUACAAUGUGUUGAAUACCAGGCGGAUCAUAAAAUAUCAUCUUCUUAACGAAAGUACGGUCUCCCUGGAUCUUCCCACAGGCGGAGGCAGCUCAACGAAUGGCUCUAAUAAGCUCUAUUCCGACCAGCACAAUACAGUGGAUUUUAGCGUCGACGACAACGGUUUGUGGAUGAUAUUUGCAGUGCCUGAUUCGAACAACACGGCCGUUAUGAAGGUGAACAUAGAAACGAUGAAAGCCCAGUAUAUUUGGAACAUAAGCCUGGACCAUCAUAAAGUAGGCGAAAUGUUCAUCGUCUGUGGAGUUUUGUAUGCAGUCGACAGUGUGACGGAAAGAAACAGCAAAAUACGAUUCGCGCUUGACUUGUACAAAAACAACCUGCUCGACGUGAAUUUGUCAUUCACGAAUCCAUUCAGGAAAACUACGAUGCUCGGUUAUAAUGCGAAGAGCCAGGAACUGUAUUCGUGGGAUAAAGGAAACCAAUUAACGUAUCCAGUUCGAUAUCACGAUAUAGGGUAUAAUGUGACAGGGAAAGAGGAUAAAACUGAAUCAGCAGAUGGAUUACGAUAAUCCCAACCCAACGGAGAAACGGCGAAAAGUGACACGCGCUAUACAGGGUUCGACGACUUUCAAGGAAUAGGGGAAUGUUUGGAAGAGUUUUUUAUUUGUAGGCGUUUCUGAAUGGGGUGGAUGAUAUUGUAUAGUUAUGGAAGAAGUAUCUUUGUGAAUCAAAAUUUUGAAAUAAAACGUAGUUUGAAA
Leptinotarsa decemlineata (Colorado potato beetle) is the source of this 2995-nucleotide messenger RNA. RefSeq lists its product as uncharacterized. NCBI's taxonomy places the organism in Eukaryota, Metazoa, Arthropoda, Insecta, Coleoptera, Chrysomelidae. Gene Ontology annotation, biological process: signal transduction. The record is from RefSeq and is a predicted model, not a curated record.